AUGGGUGCUACGGAAUGCUCGAUAGAUGCAGUUGGAGAUAGGCAUGCGCGUCCCUCCGCGCAGGGAUUAACAUUUUCUUCUUUUUCCUCAAAACAAAAACACCAUACCCCCGUAGUUCACAAGAUAGCAUCGUUCGUUCUCUAUACCGCAGCAAACAAGACAAGAAAGGUGUGGAUAGCUUUUUCUUUAUCUGCUUGUUAUUCUGAUCAUGCCAACAUAUUCUCUGCCAUCUUACAGGCAGUGAGAGGGGCGAGGGCGAUUGGCAACACAACGCCAUCAAGAACUGCCAUCCAGAAGGCAUUUGAAUACUUUCAAGACAAAACCUGGGACUUUGGCUACAAAUCGGGCAAACGAACGGACAGUGUAGCUCUCAAACGGAGUUUGAAUGAAUUUGGCCAUCUCCCACCUUGGUACAAAGCUUGGAAGGGAGACGAAGGCCAAUCAAAGCGAUUGUUGUUUACUGCAAAUGAUGAUGAGUGUCUACAAAGAAUAAUUAAAGAGCAACCUCAAUUGUAUCUGGAUGAGAUUGUGACGGAGAUGAAGAAGUUGACAGGCAAAAUUUGGCAUCCGUCAACACUUCGGAAGCGAAUGCACAAACUUGGAUAUUCUUUGAAAGUGGCGGUACAUCGUGCCAGACAAGCUAGCGAGAAUGAACAGGCACUUUCUACCAGCGACUCGACCAAUCCGUGUCGGAUCCUCAACAGGCACUCUUCUACCAGCGACUCGACCAAUCCGUGUCAGAUCCUCAACAGAUACUUCUCACUGACGAGACUCACAAAAGUCGUUAUGGUAGUCGACGACGUCGUGCUUGGGAAAAAAAAAGGAAUUGCAACUGUGAUUCCUUCCUACUUUGAAGAAGACUUCCUACAACAAUUCACUUUUAUUGAUCUUGCCAACAUAUUUGGUUUUGUACCUGAAGCUUGUGAAAUAGUUCACCAAAACAAACGCCUUGAGAAUUGA
This is a messenger RNA of Cylindrotheca closterium, 960 nucleotides long. NCBI's taxonomy places the organism in Eukaryota, Bacillariophyta, Bacillariophyceae, Bacillariales, Bacillariaceae. The record is from the annotation of a GenBank genome assembly.